Molecule: messenger RNA, 666 nt
Organism: Penaeus indicus
Lineage: Eukaryota; Metazoa; Arthropoda; Malacostraca; Decapoda; Penaeidae
Product: nischarin-like
Exons: 1
Coding region: 1-666 (221 amino acids)
Source: RefSeq, a predicted model, not a curated record
AUGGAGGCGGUGGCAGCUGGAGUUGUCACCACUGAGGCCCCUGUGGAGGUGGCGGCAGCUUUAGUUGUCAUCAUUGAGGCCCUGUGGAGGCGGGUGGCAGCUUUAGUUGUCACCACUGAGGCCCCUGUGGAGGCGGUGGCAGCUUUAGUUGUCAUCAUUGAGGCCCCUGUGGAGGCGGUGGCAGCUUUAGUUGUCAUCAUUGAGGCCCCUGUGGAGGCGGUGGCAGCUUUAGUUGUCACCACUGAGGCCCCUGUGGAGGCGGUGGCAGCUUUAGUUGUCACCAUUGAAGCCCCUGUGGAGGCGGUGGCAGCUUUAGUUGUCAUCAUUGAGGCCCCUGUGGAGGCGGUGGCAGCUUUAGUUGUCAUCAUUGAGGCUCCUGUGGAGGCGGUGGCAGCUUUAGUUGUCACCACAGAGGCCCCUGUGGAGGCGGUGGCAGCUUUAGUUGUCAUCAUUGAGGCCCCUGUGGAGGCGGUGGCAGCUUUAGUUGUCACCACUGAGGCCCCUGUGGAGGCGGUGGCAGCUUUAGUUGUCAUCAUUGAGGCCCCUGUGGAGGCGGUGGCAGCUUUAGUUGUCACCACUGAGGCCCCUGUGGAGGCGGUGGCAGCUAGAGCUGUUACUGUUGAAGCCUCUGGAGCCUUACCUGAUGCUCCAAAGACCUUACUUUAG